Molecule: messenger RNA, 827 nt
Organism: Nothobranchius furzeri (turquoise killifish)
Lineage: Eukaryota; Metazoa; Chordata; Actinopteri; Cyprinodontiformes; Nothobranchiidae
Gene: ndufb9
Product: NADH:ubiquinone oxidoreductase subunit B9
Biological process (GO): mitochondrial electron transport, NADH to ubiquinone
Source: RefSeq, a predicted model, not a curated record
GGUGUUGCCGUGAAAGAACACAAACUCCCAGAAUCCUCCGCGCUGUGAGAAGGUGACAGAGGACGGCAAUAAUGGCCUCUGCUUAUCUUACUCACCAGCAGAAAGUGUUGAGGCUUUACAAAAAAUCACUGAGGCACAUCGAGUCAUGGUGCAUAUUUAGAGACAAAUACCGUUUCUACGCCUGCAUGCUGCGUGCUCGUUUUGAUGAGAACAAGAAUGAAAAAGAUCUGGUGAAGGCCACGAUGAUGCUGAAGGCAGGAGAGGAGGAGUUCUGGGCCAACCAGCAUCCUCAGCCCUACAUCUUCCCCGACUCUCCCGGAGGGACCUCCUACGAAAGAUACGAGUGCUACAAGGUCCCAGAGUGGGUGCUGGACUGCUGGCAUCCCUCAGAGAAGGCCAUGUACCCUGACUACUUCUCUAAGAGGGAGCAGUGGAAGAAACUAAGAAUGGAGAGCUGGGCAAAGGAGGUUGCUCAGUUGGAGGCGGAGACUUCAGCUGGAGGCCCCAGAACCGAAGCCCUCCCUCCUGCUCGUAAGGAGGGCGACCUCCCCCCUCUGUGGUGGCAGUUUGUCACCCGUCCCAGGGAACGUCCAACAUAAACACCUCGUCUCUCCUGGGAUCAGUCCCGCUGUCUUUAAUUGUGGGCGGGUACACGAACCACCAAACCCAACAAAAUCGAGGCUGGCUGAGCUUUUUUCUGUCUGUCGUUUCACAACAACCCUGAAUUCAGUGACUAGUAAGUUAAAAGGUUUAGGUUGGUUAAUGACUCUGGAAAACUCUGUAGAAAUACCUGUAAUUGUUCUAACAAAUACAUUUAUGAUGAGUGA